AUGGCUUACCAUGAAGCUGCCAAGCCCACCCCAUCCCGCCCAUCGAGGCGGGCGGCGGGCACUGCGGCGGGCCAAUCCCUCUAUCGAGGUCGUGGGAAUCCCACUAUCCGCGACGCUAUCCCACUAUGGAGGCUCCAUCCCACUAUCGAUGCUCUAUCCCACUAUCCAGUAUUUCAGGUACCAAUCCCAUCAACACUAAACUCGUCGUUACUCGCCCUUUUGGCCGGCUGCAACGAGAGGCAGACCGGAUAUCAGCAUCCAGAGGAACCCAGAGCUUCUUUGGAAGUUGUUUGCUUUCUUUUUGGAAGAUGGGUCGCUUCGCAGCAAGCAGACAACUUGAAGCUGGAGAGAGCCUGGAAGGACACCCGGAAAGCUUUGAAAAAGAACAAGCACUACUGGAUUCUUCUCGAAGCAGAAGUUGAUGCCAAGAUGCGCGAGGAGGAGGAGGUAGUGGGUAGCUAGCAGCAAAGCUGGGUGGUGGUUAGCAACAGAGCUGGGGCGGCGAACAUUCUCCCUUGUGAUCAACUAUACUCGUAGUCUCGGCAAACCAAAGUACGAUUCAUUGAAGAUAAAUACAACACAGCGAUACAAUAUAGAACCUUGCAAGUUCGCAACCGCGACGCUCUGGAUUCAUACGAUAGACAAUGAACCACUGAUGUUCAUCACACGCCGAUUCUUGGAGGGAUGACCG
Molecule: messenger RNA, 691 nt
Organism: Laetiporus sulphureus 93-53
Lineage: Eukaryota; Fungi; Basidiomycota; Agaricomycetes; Polyporales; Laetiporaceae
Exons: 1
Coding region: 1-462 (153 amino acids)
Source: RefSeq, a predicted model, not a curated record